AUGGGCCAGUUUUUACCGGACAUUAAAAUUCGUUAUGCAGUCAAAAAUGAGCGAAUGGUACGUGGAGCAAAAAUCGAAGAACAGAUAUUGAUUGGCACACCGGGUAAAAUGUUGGAUUGGGUGCUGAAGCUGAAAGUGGUGGAUUUGUCGAAGAUAAUUUGCUUUGUGCUGGAUGAGGCUGAUGUUAUGAUCUCGCAGCAAGGACAUCAGGAUCAAAGCAUCCGUUUGCAUAAGUAA
Gongylonema pulchrum is the source of this 237-nucleotide messenger RNA. Lineage: Eukaryota; Metazoa; Nematoda; Chromadorea; Rhabditida; Gongylonematidae. The record is from the annotation of a GenBank genome assembly.